AUGGACCGCGGGUCCCUGCACCGCUGCAUCCACGCGGGCGUGUUCCAUCCCACCUGCCCUUCUCUGUCCCGGCGUCACCGCAUUCGCGGCAUCGUGCGCACCUUAUUGGAGGUAGCUCAGGGCAUGGCGCAUCUGCACUCCUCAGAGCUUGUGCAUGGAGACCUCAAACCAGCCAACGUAUUGCUCAAGGUGAACAGCCGCGACGCUCGCGGAUUUAUCGCCAAGGUGUCAGAUUUUGGCGUCACUAGAGCUGUGGACGGCAGCUCCGCGACCGUCAUACCUUCUUCGGAGUGGGGCACCGUCAUCUACACCGCACCCGAGGUGUUCAACGGCAAGGCCGGGCCCCCCUCUGACGUCUUCAGCUUCGGCGCGCUCGCUUGGCACCUUACCACCGGUCAGCUCCCCCACGAGGAUGUCAACCCCUUCGCCGUCAUGCUGGCGGUCUCCCGAGGCGAGCUGGAGCUGGAUUGGCCGGCAUCAGUGCCAAAACCGCUGCGCAAGCUGGGCAAGAUGUGCAUGCAACAUGAUCCCGCAGCGCGCCCCAAGUUCCCGGAGAUUGUUCGUGCGCUGCUGCGCUAUGAAGACCGGAUGCGCCAGUGCUCAGCCGCCGCCGCCGGCGUCGCAGCCGCGGUAGCCUCCGCUGCCGCCGCCGCAGCUGCGGCAGGGUCAUCAUCGACGGGGCAGCCAGGUUCCAGCUCAGCAGCGAGCUCGCAGCCCGCCACGCCGCGCGCUGGCGGCCGCGGCGGCUCCGCCGCCGCCGCCGCGGCGUUCCAACUGAAUCGGACAACUGGCGAGCCGAUGUCGAUAUCGGGCGGUACGGGAGGGCGAAAGUGGCGGUAA
Volvox carteri f. nagariensis is the source of this 840-nucleotide messenger RNA. RefSeq lists its product as uncharacterized. Gene Ontology annotation, biological process: protein phosphorylation. The record is from RefSeq and is a predicted model, not a curated record. Gene Ontology annotation, molecular function: ATP binding; protein kinase activity. The coding region runs from base 1 to 840 and encodes 279 amino acids. NCBI's taxonomy places the organism in Eukaryota, Viridiplantae, Chlorophyta, Chlorophyceae, Chlamydomonadales, Volvocaceae. The transcript is spliced from 3 exons.